Amoebophrya sp. A25 is the source of this 13697-nucleotide messenger RNA. The record is from the annotation of a GenBank genome assembly. NCBI's taxonomy places the organism in Eukaryota, Dinophyceae, Syndiniales, Amoebophryaceae.
AAGGAACCAAGCUCAACUAGGUAAUUGGUGCAUCCGCUUGAGUCCAUAAACCAAUUUUGCGCAAGCGCAAGAGACGAUGCGCGCGUAGGACUGUCCGCACUAUCCUGCAUGCGCCGACAGAAUGUUGAAGACACCUAUUUGCAGGCUUAGGAAGAGGAGGCUGCGUCUUCUCUGCUCGCUCGCCCUGUCUUUGUUGGCGUUCGGCCGGCAACCAUAUCUGAGGCGAGGUCACCAUGCUGCUCAUGCCGACACUCCAUUACGGCUGCCCAAGUCCCUUAUUCGACUGGUAACUAAUAUUUGAAUUUUUACUAGUUCUAGUUGUAGACUCACGUGUGGAGAAAAAAGCAAGAAGAAGAAUUGCAUUUUUAAUCGUGUCAAUGAUGUCGUCUGGCUGAUAAGAAGUAAGUAGAAGUGAAUGUAAAUAUGAUGUCAAAUCGUGACGAAGUAAAGGAGAAAUUGAUGGAGUUUAAGAAACUUCUGCGUAUUAAAAGUGGUGGUAGUUUCAGCGCGCUCCAAUCUUGACUGAGAAUGAUGAGCUGGAGCUUUUGGAGCGUUCCACGCAGCGCAGCUUGCGCGGUGCGUUUCAGUCUUCAGGCCGAUCGCGUUCAUCGGAGCAACUGGAGCAGACAGAUUCUCUCGACACGAAGUCGUCGUCGGGAACAAUAUCGCCAGAGGUACAGAGCCACGAGAAGGCGUCCGAAGCUCCUCAACGACUGACAUCGGAGACGUCUCCUGAAGACGGCUUGUCUCCUGAAGACGGCUUCCUAGAGACGGCGUCGACCGCGAUCGAGGCUGUAAGAUAUACAACCACUAAAGGGUUAUUGAGGAUUUUUCUAGAUUUUGAAUACUUCAGAUAGCCAUGAUGAGCUGCAUUCGAUUAAAUGCAUGUGCAUUGCAGGUAAUUAUAGUCGUGUGAGUAAGAACGCCGAGACGAACACAUCAAGGCUACAUAGUCGAUUAAAAGUUUCAACCACACUGCGCGAGACAACGAGCUAGUGAGUAUUGGUCUACGUAUUUAUAUACGUACCAGGGAGGGAGGCUUCCGUAAGACCUGGCGAGCGCCGUAUAGACCGCAGACCGAAACCCUCUCCCCUUCCCCCCCGAUUAUAGCGGGGCAGGCUUGCGCGCUCCUAUGCGUGACGCGUCACGCUUUUAAGCGUGGCGCCACGCUUUAAAGCGUGGCGCGCCACCGUCGCGCUUUAAUAUAACUGAGCGCGACAGAGUUGGCCACCUUAUGAAAGACCUGAGGCAAAUCCGUGGGCGGCCUUAUGAUCUGAGACACAUCCGCAAACGAUCUUGCGGCAAAUCUGUGAGCGACCUGAUGACCUGAGGCAAGUCCGCGGACGCCCUUAGAAUCUGAGACAAAUCCGCGGGCGCCCUGAUAUUCUGAGACAAACCCGCGGGCAGCCUUAUGGCCUGAGGCAAAUCACCGGGCGCCCUUAUAUCUAAUGGAUCUGAGGCAAAACCGGGGCCGGCCUUGUGAUCUGAGGCAAAACCGGGGGCAGCCUUAUGACCUGAGACAAGUCCGCGGACGACCCUACGACCUGAGACAAAUCCAGGAGCGGCUUUGUGAUCUGAGACAGACCCAGGGGCGGCCUUAUGACCUGAGACAAAUCCGCGGGCGCCCUUAUGGCUAUGAUCUGAGACAAGUCCGCGGGUGGCCUUAUGACUUGAGGCAAGUCCGAUGCUAUGAUCCGAGGCAAACCCGCGGGCGGCCUUAUGACCUGAGACAAACCCGCGGGCGACCUGAUGACCUGAGGCAAAUCCUUCGGCUGCCCUCUUCUGUGGUCUGAGACAAAUCCGCGGGCGGCCUUAUGAUCUGAGGGAGGUCGCUCGAUUUAUUUGCUUGGCCUGGUGAACAGCUAGAGAUGAGCCACUUACAGCAGGCAGCUUGCGGCGGUAAACGCAGUGGCCCCGGCUGUGCUGAUGUGUGGGCCAGCUAUCUUGCUGGGGUGUGGGUGGGCUUGCGUCGGCUAUCCACGUUGGGCGCUCGUCAGCUCCCACGAGUGGGCUCAGGUCUGCUAUGCAGUUGGCUUAGGGAUUAGCCAGCCAUCUUGAGUGGGCUCAGGCCAAGAAUGAACCGAGAGCAGGCCCACCAUCUCAAGUGGAUCGCCGUGCUUAGUCGAGUCGCCCGCGGUCUGUGGGCCACUCUGUAAGUAGGUAGCGCCGGCACGCUGGUGGUCGCCUGUCACUGUAGUGGCUUACAAAGGAAGCUCCUCCGAGUGUUUGGAGAAAAUCCCUCAAGAUACCGCGGGGCCGGGAGCUGUGCGGGGUGUGCUCUUUGUCAAGGUGUGGUGAGGCGCUAUGGAUGGCUCAGCAUAUCGGCGGGGCUUGGCGUGACGCGCGUGGCAGUCUCUCACCCGCUCAGUCUCAUACUAGUGGGCCAGCGCUGCCGGGGUCCAUCGAACAAUCAGAAGCAAGCGGGGGCACCAAGUGGAUGACCACCCACAGCAAAGCCCUCGAGCUAACGUCCCCCCUCGCCGCGUAAGUUGGACCACUCUAGAGCAUGCGCACGCGCCACACCCUCAUGCGCCUUACUAAUUAUUCCACGCCGCGCGUCACGCUCUUCAGCGCGUCACGCUGUCACGCGUCACGCUGAUACUUCCUCGCGCGCCACGCUCUUCAGGUAGGUGCGGCGCUCUUCAGCCACGGGGGGCUCCCCCCUAUAAGCUUGAAGGAGAGGGGCACCGACAUGGAUCGGUGAGUAAUUGACUCGUCGAUAAGAUAGUAGCCAAUCAUUGGCCGAAGUAAUUCAAUUAGCGAAGGAAAAUAAAACGUUGGGCGCUAAUUAUCGGAAAAUCAAAUUGUUCUCCCUCCGACUUGGGUGAUGAUGAAGCGGGAGAGGCGCCGGCCUGUUUCAGAAUAUACAGUUAAGGUUUCCAUGAACCCGCAUUUGUAAUAUCUAGUAGCAACAUCUUUUACCAGAUUUUAACGUUCAAACAUCUAGAAGAUGCCGCAAAAGGUGGGUUUUCGAUACUCCUAAAGCAGCGGCGUGAACAGGACAGAUUCGCGGAACGAGACUUUCAGCUCGUUCUCGUCGUUUACUCAGAGCUCAGAGUCACAACUUUCCGAGCAUCUGACGCAACAAGAAUACGAAAAGUUGAUGGGAUCAGGUUUUUUAUGUUUCGACAGUGUGCAACAGAGGUGACGAAUCGAUCAUUUCUCAAUAUUUUAUUACUGUUUUUAUCUAAUAUAUGUACCAGGGAGGGAGGCUGCCUCCUGUGCAUGGAGCGGCGGAGGCGUUCGCGCCUCCUUUUUUCCGCGGUGGUGACAUGUAAGGACUCCUGGAGGCGAAGGCCUGAAAAGGCGGGGCCAGAGUCCCCUGGCGGCUCUCCGCGUGUACCCCACAGGCGUCCCGCCUCUUGGCUCCUAUUGUAUUAGGGGGACGACCGCCGGGGGAAGAAGGCCGCCGAAGGCGGCCACGGUCGCGAGGCCUGGCCCCUUUGGCGCUCAUCCCCCCAAGAAGCUCCCCCAGUGAGGAGCCCGCACGCGGGAGGCCUGUAGGGUACAUGCAACACUUUAGGGCACAUGCAACACGGCGCGGGAGGUCUGUAGAGCACACGCAACACGGCAAGGGGGUCCAGCCUUGGGACCUUUGCCGCCUUCGGCAGCCUCCCCCCCCGCUGUCGGUGCUUGAACGGCCUCCGGGGUUUUGGUUCUGUACGGUACAGGCAAGAGGCUCGUGAGGCCGCGAAGGUGGGCGUUUGGAGGCCUCUCCGCCUGGCAGUCCCUCCAGGAAAAGGGCCCGGGGAUGGAGGCCUCCCCCUCAAAAAGUUAGAUCGGGGGGGCCUUCAGCCCUGAGCCCUGGAACACAUAUGAAGUCUUCUCUUUUAGUAGCGCAAAUAGAGAGAACGAAGUGCCGCCAGUUCGUUAAGCUUGAAUGAGAAGAGCAUCGACAUGGAUCGGUGAGUAGUUGAUUUGAAUGAUUGACGUGGGCAGAAGCGAUAUCGCUAUUCUUGUAUCGAGGAACAAAAGGUUAGUCCAAUAUCCGUGAAUCGAAUUCGAAAGGUUUUUAGAUGAAAAAACAAGGACCAACAGUGCCUGAGAUAGUGUCCCAGAUGUAUUGCCUACCUACCUAAAUGAUGUAGCAAUGUUCAGCCUUUCUUUCAUCAUUAUCCGAGCAGAAUAUUAGGCUACAAAGACUUGAAAGUAGGUCCUAAAGACUCCACUUCUCUUGCGGAAGACGAGGAAAUAGACCUGCGCUAAGCUAUGCGGCUUCGUUACGGCUCGCGAUAAUUCAUUAUCACCGCUUGCUUUCUUUUCCAGAUGAUGCCUCAGAGGCAGAUUAGAAAGUAUGGUCGUAGAAAUGAAUGACUACGAGGUGUAAUUGUAGCGGCAGCGAAGAGCCUACGAGCGAAGAUGGCACUUCCAUCUGAGACCAAAUUCUGCGAUGGAUUUAUCCCGGAAAGGCUUUAUCGUGGUUUUGAGUCGAUUCUCGAUGGAAAGGGCGAGUUAAGGCUAAUGGUUCUUUCGUUUUCAGAGGAUUUCCAGUGCUCCUGUACGGGCGAACAUGAAUAUAUGCUGUAGCACUACUGAUAAGAAAGUAGAUCAUUUAUACUCGUCAUCGUGACCUCGUCGCUGGUGGUCUAAGCCAUAUUUUUACGUGCUUCAUCUACAGUUGCUACUCGUCACACGCCUUCGUUGUUACGCAUCAAAGAUUUUCUUCUGGGUUGCCUGAGGGAGGUGGCCGGGAGAGAUAAACUUGUAGAAAAGCGUUUUCUAUUAUCGAUUUAGUUCUAAUGCUAAUACUAAUCAAGAAUAGAAACGGAGACGCAGUGGACCGAUCUUUGCUCACGCUGGAAACGGCUGAGAGAAAUCUCCAUGAUCAGCUACAGGAACAGGAGCUCAUUUUCGUACCGAACCCCAGAGACACGACAAAACUCAAGGUUUCUUUCAAUACGAACGAGGACCGAAAAGCAAAGGGAGAAGCAGUCAGGAAACGGAUGUGCCAGGUGGAAUGGGCUCUGACUGCGGUAGAAGUGGUUUUUCGAGCGUGCGUCUUGCUGCGUUGGCAGGUAUUAGAGAAAUUAGCCACGUUAGCUACAGGAACAAAGGUUGGGCAGAUACGGAAUGAGGACAGGCGUCUUUCCUGGAAGGAUGAAAAGUGGGACCCGCAGACUGAGGGGGACAUGUGCGAGGCGCGUUUCGAAAUACCUGGUGUGAAGAGUUUCAGCAAAUUUCUCGAAGAGAAGCGAGAAAUACUACUAGCUGACAACGUCAAUGAUGCGAUGGACAUGCAGCUGUCGCCGAAACGCAUCGUCCGCUGUUUUCUCUGCAGUGACACCUCGGAGACACUCGACCCAGAGAAGUUCGGGCAGAGCCGUUGGCUCUUCUAUAGGAGUAACCAGGUGAUGGGCAGCAGCGAGACAGAGGAGUCUCGGAUGCAGAUGUGCGGUACUCAGGAUGAAGCUCUAAUCGCCGACACACAGUCAUUGAAUGAUUGCCAGAGACAAGCAAACGAUAAGGAGGUAAACAGUUGGACUGCCGAGGAUCUCUCAAAUCAACUCUACAAGGUCCCCUUGGAAUGGGCGGAAAACGUCAAUAGGAAAUUUUUUAGUACCGAGAAACAGUCGGCCCCGCAGGUUGCCAAAGAAAAUAACCUUUUAAUAGACAUACGGCAGCGAAAAUUUAUGGCUCGUAUUGACAUCCAACCUCCACAACACUUUGCUGGGCAGCAACGUACUGCACGAGGAGGUGGGUGUCGUCUAAAGGUUCUAACAAAACCUAUAUCAAGUCUUAUCGGCAGCUAAGCGACUCGGAUGCAUAUGAGGCAUUUCAUUUGGAGAAGAGUCUCGCUCACAGGGUUAAAGAACUUCUCGAAAUCGAAGGAGAACGGCUGAAGAUACCGCAAGGGACAAAACAAUCGGAAUCCCUGAGGACGUUGCUGCAUUGCCUGGGUGAAGCAGCGGAUCUGAUUACGAAAGGGCGCGACAUCAUCAACAAUAUCGGGUCCCAGGAGAAAGCACCGGUGCAGCUGACGGGAAAGCUUUACAGUGCGAUCGCGGCGGAUCUUGCAAGCGACGCUGCAGCGGACGCGGUGUCCUUUACGAAUUCUCGCAGAAGUGUUUUCUUAGUUAAUCUUAAUUGAAGUUUUGACUUCACUUAAAUAUUGAAGGAUGUAUCUUUAGGUAUUUCCACUUAUGCUUUUGAUGCUCUGCCCUAUGCGUAGACUGUUGAGCUCGCGCACGCUUUUUAGACAAGGUUCUCCAUUCUUUGCGACUCCUCUUGACUGAGCGCGUUCGCGCGUUCUUGGUUUCGUUCCUCUUUCACAAAACUGUGGAUAUUGUUAAACACGCUCACAGUCAGGCUAAAGUAGAAGUAUCUCUGAUCUCAUAAUUUGACUAGAUUUCUGCUGUGAUAACCUCAGGGUUUCCUGGCGGAAGCUUUUCGUGUGCAGCAAUAUUCAUAUUCUACCUUUGAGGGCUGUGGUGAUCUCUCUAACUCUUUCUUGCUGAAACUGAAUGAGAAGGACUCAGAGACGCUGGAUUUGCUGACUAUCGUGCGGGCGUUUACCAAAGUGCUCUGGAGCUUCCGUGUACUUGCUUUUGUCAUUGUUUUUUUGAAAAGCCAAACAAACGCGUCUACAGCGUUUGAGGAGAAGGUGGUGCAAGAUUUGAAUCGCUAUCUAAAUACGCUGCUGACCUUCUUCUGCGAUAAAAGUGACGACAGGAGAUGCAGCGGACAGAUCUUUCUGCGAAGCUUCUUCUUCGAAACAAAGGACGAGGCAGAGAAACUACAGAAGAUGAAAUCGAGUUUUGUUGAGAGCGGAAAAGAGUUGGAGGCAGUCUCCUUGCAGUGGCUGCUGGAUGCCCGCGUUGAGAUUGUUGCUCGGGUUGGAGGAGCAACUCAAGAUGAAGAUGAUGGAGGUGGACGCCAAAAUUAUAACCUGCCAAAAGUACAACUAAUAAAAGUGCUAGUGGAGGAACUUAAUAAUGCAUGUCCCUUGCUUUUUGAUCUACACGGAAACGCAGACAAAGACAAUCAAUCUCCGGCGGCAAUACUACCACCAGGAGAAGGAGCUCAAGCCGGAGGUGUUUGUGCCGCGUCGGCGCCGAGAGAGCUUGCUGCUCAGUUCGAAUUGGCAAUUUCAGGAGCGCAGUCUCACGAAGAUACAGGGCAGGAAGUGGAAGUAUCGGAACUAACCAAGCUGGAGCAAGACGUAGCGAAGAUCAUGAUAGUCGAACGCUACUACGAUGCGAUGAAUACUCUUGUGGAGGCUCAGAUGUGCAGUACUCAAUUCAGCGACAUCGAAUUGGCGUUGCUGGAGGAAGACCAGGCAGCUAAUAUCAGAAAUCUUCUGUUUUGCGACGAAACGGAGAAGAGCGCGGGAGGGUCCGAUUUUUCUGUCGAAGCAGACCUAGACCGUUUCGUAAAAAGGCAGCGUGUUUUGGCGAAAGCCGAACUGAGCCAUCUGGAGAAGCAACUAGGCACUCUGCGUGGUGUGGAGAACGAAGCACUUACGAAUCGUGGAACGCAGCUUUUGAAUCUCGCUCGGCAACAACAGAGUGAUUUGAAUUCAUUGUAUUCGGAAACUGGGGAGGUAAUCGAGGGCAUCGCAUUUCAUCUCGUUGACGUUUCUGACGGCGAAGAUGACCCUGUUCUCCCUGGCGAUUUUUGGGUGCAUUUUCCGCUUCAUCCGUCUGCAGCACUCCUAGAGGUGAGGCGAUUUUUUGCUGAUCGUAAGGUCGCUGUCGCUAUCAGUGCCGCUAGCAGCGAUCGCAGCGGACAGCAUGCUUUUGAACCUCCGGCAGGAGGAUUUGUUUCUGGUCGCGACGGACGCCGUAAUGCAGCAGAGGGGGAGAUGGAGGCGAGGUCGACCACAGGUGUGGCGAAGGCAGAAGUAGCGAUGCAACACGGAGAAGCACGCGACAAGGGGCAGCCUGUUGGCACCAACCCUUCUGCCAUCAGUGCCUCCGCUGACGAACCUCGUCUGCCCUUCGCGGUAAAGGCGAUGAAGGAGUUGGCACCGGCACCAGCGCUGGAGAAGCCAACGGAGGUGCCACAGGCGCACGCGGGUAUGGAAGCACCACUGGCGAAGGAGCCACCAAAAAAGGAGGCGGCGCCAGCCGAGGAGCCACCAAAAGAGGAGGCAGCGCCAGCAGAGGAGCCACCAAAAGAGGAAGCGGCGCUGCCAGAGGAGCCACCAAAAGGGGAGGUGGUGCCAUCAGAGAAGCGACCAAAAGGGGACGUGGCAACCAGAGAGGCGGAAACACCGGGGGGGAAGAAAGAGGUGGAAUCAGGGGAGGCGACAUCGGGUCAGGGGAAGAUUGCAGAUGCUCAGGCUCCUGAACUAAACGGCGGUGAACGUCAAGGUGAGUCGAGAAAUCCCUCCGGGGUCACUGAUGAUAUUCAUGUAGCACGUGCACCAGAUGGUAUCAGGCCCGCUGCUAAUGCCGAGGACCCUACUCUGGCUGGCGGCGUAUCCCAGGAACAACCUAGCACUGCCGGCGAGCAAGCUGGCGUCGUUGCUCAGAAAGUCCGCGAUGAGCCAGCAUCAGAAACGCUUGGCCAAAGUGCGAAGCCGGAUGGUCCGAUGAUCACGUCUUUUCCUGACCACUCGAAAGUGGACGGAUCCGGCAUUCGUGGAAUGGGAGAGUCUUCUGCCAGUUUGGGGAAGGGUGCUGCGAAGUCCGGAGCCCUUGCUGGGAGCGGAAAGCCCGCUGCAGCCCGUCUCGAGGGCAACCAGAGUAGCCCUGGCGAGAAGUCUGGUAAAGAUGCCGAGAAUAGGAACGAUGGAACAGAUACAGAAACCACGCCCACGAGGCAGGAUGAUCCUCAAGAAAAAGGUCAGCCAGUCGCCGAAACAACCAACGCUUCUUCUGGAGCCGCACGAGGGGGUGACGCUCUGAAGCAGGGUGUUGCUCCUGCAAAAGAUCCGCGACCUGCCGAAACCGAAGGCGAAGCUAUUGCGCCCGCUGCAGAGGCUGGCGUCACGAGCAAUGAUGCUGCCCGAGAGGACUGGAAGUCACCCGCAGAAAAGAAAGACGAUGCUACUGCGCCCGCUCCAGAGGGUGGCCCCACGAGUGAGAAUAUAGAGAAUGGCGCUCCAGCGGAAGAUCAGCGAUUCUCCGAAACCAAAGAGGACGGUGCCCCUCCUGCCGCUGCAGAGGAUGAUGCUGCGAGCACCGAUGGCGCUAGAGAUGACAAAGAGAAGGAGCCCGCCGAAGCCAAAGACGCUACUCCUGCUGCUGCAGCGGUUCAUGAGGGUGAUUCUCUUGGGCAGGGUGCUACUCAAGAAAAGGGGAAGCCGCUCGCCGAAAACCAAGACGCUGCUACUACACCCGCUGCACAAGCUGAUACCACGAGCAAUGAUGCUGCUCGAGAAAAUGGGAAUCCACCCGACGAAAACAAAGACGAUGCUACUGCGCCCGCUGCACAGGGUGAUCUUGCAACUGCUCAGGGAGCGCACGCCGGGACAGCAGCCGAGACUGUUGUAGGCACGGAGCAGUCGCACAUUCCGCAGGACCUCCACCGACAGGAAGAAGGUGGACUGUCCAAAGGUAACAGCCUGCAUCUUGGAUUUCUUGAUUUUUUCGGAAUCAGGUGUAAUUCUAAUCGAGAUUGUCGAUUUUCAGGUUUUGAAUUUCUACGAUCACUAGAGACAGUAGUUCGACGCCACGCGACAUGUGGGAAUGACACAACACAACCAGUCUAAAUACAUAGUGAGCUGAUUGCCAUCAGGCAGUUGUCUGCAUUUGCUCAGAGUUGGUUUGAUGAGGGCUCGAUACGACAAAAAUCCAAAUGAAUAACUUACAGACACUGAAGAUAUCGGGCGUGUUGCGCCUGCUGAGGAUAAAGACAGCUUGAAACAGACUAUCUCUGUGCUGGAAAGAGUCGGGCUCUGGGGAAUCUUGUUGGGUACCGUCAUCGCACUUACCGUUAUCGGAAUCCUCGUCGUGUGUUUUAUGGAUGAAAUGAAAAUACGAAUUCAAAUGUAUCAUUAUCGUGUUUCUGUUCAACUAUAUUUCCUCUCAUACGGCAUUUUUAUGGAGAAGAAAUAUAUCAGGAGCAAGUCAUACAUGAUGAAGGCUGGAAGUUGCCCGUCUGUAGACUGCUGCUCGGGGCAGAGCUCGUCAGGACACCCCUGCUCAGGUAAAUCGAUGAAGCACCUCGCGGGCCUCUUACUUACUUGCGGCAUCAUCAUUCACAUUCUUAUCGUCGACGGUAUUGCCAUUUUCGAUUAUCAUUAUGAUCAUGAAUAUCAUCAUCGUAGUACUUAAUCAUAAUCAUACGUGCCCAGUACGCGGGCCCAUCAGGGGCCUGCUGGGGGAGAAUUAAAAGCCAUCCACUCCAAUCUAUGGCCAGAGGGAGGAGCCUCUUGAGCGUCAUCAUGUCCACGAGAAGGCCAAACGUAUACACGUCCGGGCUCGGAAGUUGAAGGCGCUGGGGAUGCCGAUGACCGUGAGAGGGAUCGAUCUGCGCGCCUCCAUGUCUGAAGGGUGGAGCCUCUUGAGCGUCAUCAUGUCCACGAGAAGGCCAGGCGUGGACAUAUCCGCGCACAGAUGUGGAGGGGCUUGAGGAUGGUCGGCGCCUGUGAGAGUGAUAGGUCUGAGCAUCAUCAUGCCCACGAGAGGGCCAAGCUUGUGCAUCUCCGUGCUGGAAAGUUGAAGGCGCUGAGGAUGUCGAUGCUUGUGAGAAUGAUACUCCUGAGCACUUCCAUGCCUGAAGGGUGGACCUUGGUGAGCGUCGUCACCUCAUGCCCAUGAGAAGGCCAGGCUAGUGCAUAUCUGUGCUCGAAAGUUGAAGGCGUUGGGGGUGUCGAUGCUCGUGAGAAUGGUAGACAGCUCCUUCUGGGCACUUCCAUGUCCGAAGGGUGGACCCUGGUGACGUGAGCGUCAUCAUGUCCACGAGAAGGCCAGGCUGGUGGAUCUCCGUGCCCGAAAGUUGAAGGCGGUGAGGAUGUCGAUGCUUGUGAGCCGGAUAGAUCUGGGCGCCUCCAUGUCUGAAGAGUGGGGCCGCUUGGGCAUCAUCAUGGCCAUCAGAAGGCCACUAUUAUACACGCCUGGGCCCGAAAGUUGAAGGCGUUGGGGGUGUCGAUGCUUGCGAGAUGGGUAGAUCUGGGCACCUUCAUGUCUGAAGGGUGGAGCCUCUUGAGCAUCAUCAUGCCCAUGAGGAGACCACGCUGCUUCUGGAUCUCCGCGCUCGAAAGUUGAAGGCGUUGAGGAUGUCGAUGUCUGUGAGGAUGAUAGCUUUGAGCACUUCCAUGCCUGAAGGGUGGACCUUGGUGGGCGUCAUCAUGUCCAUGAGAAGGCCAAGCCGAUGCACCUCCGUGGUGCCCGAAGGUUGAAGGCGUCGGGGAUGUCGGGCGUCGACGUCUGUGAGGUUGAUGAAUCUGAGCACUUCCACGCCUGAGCGUCAUCAUGUCCAUGACAAUGCCAAGCGGAUGCAUCUCCGUACUCGAAGGCUGAAGGCGUUGGGGGUGCCGAUGCUUGUGAGCGUGAUAGGCCUGAGCCCUUUCACGUCUGAAGGGUGGGCUGAGGCUGACCCUGGUGAACAUCGUCGAUCAUGCCCAUGAGAGGGCCAAGCUUAUACGCCUCCGCGCUCGAAGGUUGAAGGCGUUGGGGAUCUCGAUGCCCGCGAGAUGGAUAGGCCUGAGCGCCUUCAUUUCUGAAGGGUGGAGCCUCUUGAGCGUCAUCAUGUCCAUGAGAAUGCCCGAAGGUGGAAGGCGUUGCGGAGGUCGAUGCCUGUGAGAUGGAUAGAGCUGGGCACCCCCAUGCUUGAAGGGUGGAGCUUCUUGAGCGUCAUCAUGUCCAUGAGAAGGCCAAACGUGGGCACAUCUGUGCACAGAAGCAGAAGUAGAGGACAGGGCAUGGGGGGCGCCGAUGCUUGUGAGAAGAAUUGGUCUGGGCCCCUCCAUAUCUGAAGGACGCCAUAUCUGAAGGGUGGAGCCUCUUGGGCGCAGCGUCAUCAUGUCCAUGAGACGGCCAAACCCGGACACGCCCGCGCGCUCCUGUGGUCGAUUGGUGAUGGCGUGCGCGGAGGGAAGGUAGUCGCGGAAGGGGAAGAGCCAGCCUAACUCUUUUCCAAAAAUUUCAGGGAGGUCGCCUGGCUUUUUCUGUAUUUGGGUGACUUUCUUGAAGUUUUUGAAAAAAAAAGGCGCUGGGCGGUCAUAAGGGUAGCGGUUGGAAGUUCGUAGGGGUGACUCGCUCGGGGUGGGCGCGUAGUGUGUUGGGGGGGAUCAUGAUGGGGGUUGGCAAUUUGGGCGACAAAGUAGACCACUGGCAAAAACUCCAGGAAAUCUCUGGACUGCCGGGCAGAACACGCCUGAAGACUUUGCUUGUUUUUGAGUCGUUGCAAAUCCCCUCAGGGAGGGCAUAUUAUUAGCCUAAGACUAUAACAGCCUCAAGAGCUCCCUUAAGGGAAACUUUUUGCCUUAUGGAAAGUUAUAAGCACCUUUUAUAAUAAAAUUUCUUUAAGGAAAUCAGUUUCCUUAAGGAACGCACUUCGCGGAGACUCUUAAGGAUUUCAGAAAAGUUGCUUACCCUAUAAAUAGAUACUAAUAUAUAUUACCACCAUCAUCGUCAUCAAGAUCUUCACUAUCGCCGAGCCCUUUUACCCAAGAACAUUCAUAAUUGUGCUCCGCCUCUUUUGCUCUUCCGACUCCGAGAGCGGUGCCUCGAUAUCCGCACCUGAAGACCAGUUGAUAGCAAAUGCCACUGCUCCCGGCGACGAGGGGGGUGUUGCUGUUAAGGCUACAUUGCGAUAUACUUGGAACGGAGUAGGUACUUCUUCGUGUACCCUGAAGAUACGUGUGCUUGAGGUUGAGCUCGGUAGUUUUACAUACAAGUUUGACCAUACGGAACUUCUGCCGAAGGGGACGCCCUCGGAGCGUUUCUUCUCGGAUUUUAUUAGGGUCUUUGAUGAGUGAGGCUGAGGCUUAGGGCGGCAACAGCAUAAUAAUUGGCUUGGAGCUAAUGCGGGGGUUCAUAUAAACUAUGGCACUCUAAUGCUGAAAAAGCUGCGGACAUGAAACUCGCUGCAGAGGGUCCUGAUGGAGAUGCGCUGCAGCCGUCACCUGCCCAAGGUGAAUCUCCAACUGCUUCACCCAAAAAAAGCCAGAGCGAUCCGGAGAAUACUGCAGCUUCCACUGAUGGAAAGAAGGAAGAUAUCUUGUCCGCUGCGGCUCCGGUCGUCAAAUUAGGGCUCAUAACAAUUAUCCAUCGUCGAAGAAGUGAGUAUUUCGCUCUCUUUCCUCCUGUUAAUGUUAUUGAGAAGAUGAAUAUUAUAGAUGCAUAAAUCGAAUUAUUCCGAGCGCUAAUACUGGCGGCGAAAGCUUCCGAUUCGGCGCCGCAGUUGUCCAGCGUACCUCAAGUUCCGUCUGCGGCCAGCGCCAUGCAUUCGAUCCGCGGUUUAGAGGUGCCAUCCAUCUAUGCGGCGUCUCCGGCCAGCCCCAUGCAGUCGAUCCGGGGUUUACAGGUGCCAUCCAUCUCUGCGGAGUCUCGGGUCGGCGCCAUGCAGUCGAUACGGGGUUUAGUUGUGCCAUCCAUCUCUCCGGCGUCUCCGGCCAGCCCCAUGCAGUCGAUCCGGGGUUUAGAGGUGCCAUCCAUCUCUGCGGAGUCUCGGGCCGGCGCCAUGCAGUCGAUACGGGGUUUAGUUGUGCCAUCCAUCUCUCCGGCGGCCGCUCCCACCGGGAAGACCAAGAGCAAAAAAGAAAAGAAGAAAAUACAGGAAAAGGCCACCGGGAGAAAGACCACUAA